AGGAUCCGAUCUUGGUUUGAUUUCUCAAUUUCUCAACGAUUUAAAAAAUAUUAAAUGUCUAAAACUGAAAGCGACAAAGAAGAAAGAAAAGAGAGAUGCCAAACUAGAAAGAAGCAAAGCAUCAACAACAACAAUGGAGAAAUCGAAGAUCGGGAGAAGAUUUGAAGGGAAAGUUGCCAUAGUUACAGCUUCAACUCAAGGCAUAGGCUUCAGUAUUGCUGAACGACUCGGCCUUGAAGGAGCCUCUGUCGUCAUCUCAUCUCGGAGACAGAGAAACGUUGAUGAGGCAGUAAAAAAGCUCAAAACACAAGGAAUUGAAGCGCUGGGAUUGGUAUGCCAUGUUUCUAAUCCUCAACAAAGAAAGAAUCUUAUUCAACAGACACUUGAGAAAUACGGGAAAAUAGAUGUAAUCGUGUCGAAUGCUGCUGCAAAUCCAUCCGUUGAUGCCAUUCUUGACACCCAAGAAUCAACCCUUGACAAGCUUUGGGAAAUCAAUGUUAAAACCUCCAUAUUGCUUCUUCAGGAUGCAGCCCCCCACUUAACAAAAAAUUCUUCAAUUGUUUUCAUUUCUUCUAUAAGUGCUUUUCAACCUCCAUCUUCCAUGGCUAUGUAUGGUGUCACAAAGACUGCGCUUCUUGGUCUUACCAAGGCGCUUGCAAGUGAGAUGGCCCCACAUACUCGUGUGAACUGUGUUGCACCGGGGACUGUGCCUACACACUUUGCUAGUUUCAUCACCGAUAAUGAUACCAUUAGAGACACCAUUAUGGAGAAGACACCACUCAAGAGGCUAGGGACGGUGGAAGACAUGGCGGCAGCCACCGCUUUCUUGGCAUCUGAUGAUGCUUUGUAUAUUACUGUAAAGAUAUGA
Molecule: messenger RNA, 868 nt
Organism: Lactuca virosa
Lineage: Eukaryota; Viridiplantae; Streptophyta; Magnoliopsida; Asterales; Asteraceae
Source: the annotation of a GenBank genome assembly